CGUCAUUAAAACAGUCAUCAAGGCUCAAAAAUUUUGUGAAUUUUCACCAUACAGGAAGCUCAGUUCAAAUCUUCGCGUAUUUUACGCAGAGAAAAGUUAAAAUCCUGCGCAAAAAAUGGUGCUCUCGAACGUGAUUCGUGUCGCCGGCCAAUUCAGCCUAACCGGAACUCGCGCAGGAUUGCCAGAGAUUCGUCAGAUGCGACGAAAGUACACUUUCCGGAGCGGAGCCCUGAAGCCCAUGCCUGACAUCACCCCGUUCGGACUAUUCGGUGUCAUUAUGACCGUCAUUCCCGGGCUGCUGAUCGGGGCCACCAUUAGCAAGAACAUGGCCAACUUUCUGGAGGAGAACGAUCUGUUUGUUCCAUCCGAUGACGACGACGAUGAUGAUUAAGCUGAGGGAAUCUUGAAAAUAAUCAAUUUGCGAGGUGAAGUUAAUUUUACCAUUUUUUCCCAAUUGACCUAUUUAAAAUGUUAUGAAUCUUCAAACACCUUAAUUCGAAAAAUGACGCGAAUUUUUUCGGAAUAUUUCGAAUAAAAAAGAACACCCCGUAAAAACUUGUGUGGAAUAAUUGUGCUUGAAAAGUGUUAUUUUAUUAAAUUUGUGGAGUAGAGUUUCUGUUUAUACAUUUGUAAAUACUACUGUUAUUAGAUUUUACCACUGAAAUCAAAUAAAACAAUCCUGAUUAACAUUCUGGAUCCUCUUUACGAUAAAUGAAGCAACUAGCAGAAAGAGAAUAAAUAAAUGUAAAAUUACAACUUAAUCCACUCAUUGAUGAAUGGGGAUUGCUACUGCUUGUUCAACAAUCGUGCAUCAAUAUGUUCAUUACUACAGACCAAUGUUAACCAAUAGAGAGUGGAUUGCUUCCAAUUGUUUGAUAUACCAAUAAAAACAAUAAGUACA
Molecule: messenger RNA, 901 nt
Organism: Topomyia yanbarensis
Lineage: Eukaryota; Metazoa; Arthropoda; Insecta; Diptera; Culicidae
Gene: EMRE
Product: essential MCU regulator, mitochondrial
Exons: 2
Coding region: 116-391 (91 amino acids)
Biological process (GO): mitochondrial calcium ion homeostasis; calcium import into the mitochondrion
Cellular component (GO): mitochondrial inner membrane; uniplex complex
Source: RefSeq, a predicted model, not a curated record